This is a messenger RNA of Belonocnema kinseyi, 4537 nucleotides long. RefSeq lists its product as uncharacterized. Lineage: Eukaryota; Metazoa; Arthropoda; Insecta; Hymenoptera; Cynipidae. The transcript has 5 exons. Bases 629 to 2647 code for a protein of 672 amino acids. The record is from RefSeq and is a predicted model, not a curated record.
AAACUAACAGGGAAUCUAUUCAAAGACAGCAUCUGCUUGUAAUUGACAGGUGGACACUCAUCAUGUCUAAAUACUUUUACUACACCCAGCUACCUGCAAUUGUCUGGGGUGAAUAGUCUUGCGCGUUUUAGAAAGGGUUGCGGCUCAGUCAGUCGGAUGCCGUACUGCUCCGGGAUAGCACGUGAAAUGAGUUCGUUUGCUUACGUUUAUUCUAGAAAUUCAGUUAUAUGAUAAUUUCUUAACUAUAAAAUCUCGAACAAAAAAAUCAGUAAACUUGUGAUAGUCGAAAAAAGUUGAAAUCGGAUGGUGAAUUUAAGAAGCAUACUUUUUCAAAUUAGUGUCAAUUCUUUGUAAUAUAUCACCGACUCGGAUCGAUAUUACUAGUGUCUAUAUUCUCGGACAAGGAAUAAAAUGCAAUAAAAGUUGGAGGCUUGGCUUCCACUAAAAAAUGAGUAUUAGAAACGAAAGUGAGGAAAUGGAAGUGGAUGAAGAAUCUGACGAGGUUCCGCUUAAUGGAAGUGAAAAUAGCAAAAUUCAUAGCCAAAUAAAGGAUAAAGAGUUUUUAAGAAGAUGGCAUUUUUUAGACUUUAUUGUGGAUAAGCUGAAACUUUGACUGACCAGAUGUAAAAUGCUGAAAUCGAAGUGGUCCCGAUUCAAAGAGUUCUGCUGUCGAAGACCCGGAUUGGUUCUUCUAAUUCUGCCUUGUAUUUUGAUUCUGACGCUGUAUUUAAUUUCCGGAAAUGAAAUUGACAAUUUACAAUACUUGUCUUUCAAAUCGUACAACGACACUGAUAUUGUUGAUGGAUACUUGGUGUGGAAUUCAAAAUGUCACAUGCUAUCGAAAAGUCCUCUAGAUCCGUCCAUUGUUAAAUUUGUGAAGAAGGAAAAAUUCCAGGUCUGCUCGAAAUCACCACUUUUGACAACGAUAACGCGCGAUAACAAUGGUAACAGUAUUUUAAUGAUCAACGAGAAAGAGGCCAAACAUUAUAAAGGACUCUCUUGCUGCUGGGCCCCGAUUAUCAGACCGGUCCCGAAAAAGCCAAGACCUCAGGAAAAAUUUGACUCAUCAGUCAAAAUUGAACAUUGUGUCGACUUUGGCAAUUCAGUCACCUUGCCAAAAGAAGUUGAGCUCCUGAUGGUGUCUUGCAAAGAAAACAAGGGAUCAAAAGCUACGAAAGAUAAGUCAAAGGCGAAAUACAAAAAGCCAAAAAAGGCAGUUUCAGUUUACGAUAACGUUCAUCCAGUUCUGAAUCCCGAAAAAGUCUUGGAUCGCCUCAACAUUUCUGAAUCCGGAAAUGCAACAAUUGGUCGACAGAGGAAAUUGAGUGUUUUGUUAUUAGGUCUUGACAAUGUGUCUAGAUUAAAUCUCCAAAGGACACUACCUCGAACAGAAAAUCAUAUUCGAGUAAAGGGAUGGUUAAGUAUGAAGGGCUACAAUAAGAUGGGAGAAAAUACUUUUCCAAAUUUAAUGGCACUUUUGACUGGCCAAAAUCAAGCAGAUUCUUAUGGUAGAUGCAAACCGACUGUCCCUUUUGGCCUGGAUCAUUGUCCUAUGAUUUGGUACAAUUUUCGAAAUGUUGGGUUUGUCACGGCCUAUGCGGAAGACGAAGCUAAAAUUAGUACUUUUAACUACCUCAAGGUUGGGUUCGUUGAUCCACCAACAGACUACUACCUUCGACCUUAUAUGAUAGCUAGCGAGAAGGUCCUAAGCAUUCGAACAAGAUUUGGAGACAAAUACUGUACAGGUCCAGAAGUUACAGUCGAAAGGAUCCUUGACUAUGCGAUAGAGUUUGCGAAAACCUUUCUAGGUCUACCAUAUUUUGGAUUCUUCUGGAUGAACUCCAUCAGCCAUGACACCAUCAAUGGCUUAUCAUCGAUGGACGCCCACAUUCUUACAAAAUUAGAACACCUUGAGAAAGAAGGAGUAAUGAAUGAUUCGAUGAUUAUUUUUUUGAGUGAUCAUGGAAUGCGAUAUGGAGACAUCAGAAACACCUUUAUUGGUUGGUAUGAAGAAAGAUUGCCUUUCAUCUACAUUUGGCUACCGGAAUGGUUUCGAGAAGAGGAUCCAGAAGCCUUUCAAGCUCUGACAGUUAAUCAGAAUCGAUUAACUUCUCCUUAUGAUCUUUACGAAACGUUGAGAGAUAUUUUGAUGAGAGCUGGUGGUGAAGCAAUUUCCAGUUCUGGUUGUCCAAAGUGUAGAUCACUUUUCAAAACUGUUCCAAUGGAAAGAGGCUGUGAAGAUGCUGGAGUGGCUUCUCAUUGGUGUGUUUGUACAGCCUUCCAAAAGGAAGAUACUGGCAACAAAGUUGUGGUAGCAGGGGCCCAAAAAAUUGUCGAUCACAUUGAAAAUAUAGUCAAAAAUUAUAAGAACAAAAAGGGUAAACGUCUGUGCUCAAAACAGAAGGUGAAGAAAAUUCACAGAGUGCAUCGUGUUCUGGAUUUGGUUGGAAAUUCGACUUCUGUUACGGAGUACUUUUAUAUGAUUGAAGUGACUCCUGGAGAUGCAAAAUUCGAAGCAACAGUACGAUAUUACGGUUCGGGUAAUUACAGUAUUUCUGAUGAAGAGGUCAGCAGAAUAAACUCUUAUGCUUACAGUGCAAAGUGCCUCGAUUUUGGCCAAAAGCGGUACUGUCAUUGUGUGAAGUAAUUGAUUAAUCAAAAAAUUAUUAUAAUUAAAAUUAUAAUUAGACGAAUUAUCAGUGUUCGGAAAGUUAUUCACUAAACAAUAAGUGUUUCUUCUCUAAAAUAAGUUGAAUUUUAUCGUUACUAGUCAACUUUUUCUUAAACACUCUUAAAAGUAUCUGUCAUUUAAAAACUUAAAGCGUUCAAUAUAUCAGAAAUGUCCUCUCAUUACAUUGCUUUUUAUUUGAAGUAUUAAAAAUGCAUUUUGUUUUUUUAAGGCAAGAAUCAUAUCACUAAGAAUAUUAAUUAUACCCUAUUGUCAAUUUUUCUCUUAAUAUUAAUAAUUAAUUAUCGUUUUUAAACAUGCAUAGACUUUUAAGUAACUAGUUAUUUCCGAACACUGGAAUUAAAAUUAUAGUUAUGAUGAUAAUAAUAAUGUAAUCCUAGGGUCAUCCUGAUUUUCAAGACCUUCCGAAAAAAAAUUAAAUAUCUUCCCUGCUUUACAAGAUAUAGUAUUGAUCAUUUGCCAAAAUUGAUUAAAGUAACAACUGCAGCGAACUUGAUUAAAUUUGAUAAAUUGAUAAUAAUUGAGAUUCGAUAAUUGAUGAAUGGCCUGUUAGGUUUAAAUGAAAACACUUUAAUUUUAAAAACUGUGUUUCAAAUAAUGACUUUAGAUUUCCACAUAGUUACCGGCACUGUUUAAAAAUCACUUAUUUGAAUGCAUUAAAAAAAUGCUCAUGUUAGGAUUUAGAAAGCUCUUUUAUUUUGAAGUGUCAUAAUUGGGGAUGAAAUUCUCGAUUCUGAUAAAAUUGUUGCCAUUAUAUUAUAGCCAGUUACAACUUGAACUGCAAGUUCAAAUCAGGUAUUGUGAAAUGAUGUACAAUGAAAAAUAUUGUUAAGAGAUAAUUAUAGGCAUUGAAACUUAUUUUGCCAGUAAAAGCUAAGACCAAAAAUGAGAAUUUACUAUAGUUUAGUGUAAUUUACAAAAAAUCAAAGUAUUUGCAACGUUUUCUACAAACGAGUAAUGCUAGUUGAAUAAUUUGUUUUGGAUAAUAUUUGUCUGUCUAAAAUAGCUUUAUUUCUAUUCUCUUUUUGAGUGAUUUUUCGAAUUUAUUAAUAUAAAAUGAAGAAAUAGAAAAAAAGGAAUGCUGAACGCAGAAAAGGUAGAUUAGGAAUUGAAGGUGCUAACUUUAUUCAUAUAAAAAUCGAUAAUGAUGUUUCCAUUUUGUGUGCUUUCCAAUUCCGAUUUAUCACUCGUGAAUGACAUUUAAGUUUAAAAGUCUUUAUUAUAGUCGCUAGUUAUUUCGGUAUUUAAGAUUGAGAAAAAAUAUUUAAACUUUCAUUAUAUCUAUCAAAGUUUCCAACAGGUCUAAUCAUGUAGAAGAAAAAUGUUAUUCGUUUCAACUGAAGUGUGCAUUUUCUGUAUUUUCCCAAAAAUAUAUUUGAACUUACAAUGAUGGGUGAUAAAUCACACCGUUUGUAGUUAUUUGGAAGAUUUUAAAUAUAUCUAAUAAGUGUGUGCUAAAGAGAGUGUUGAAUAGCAGUUAUUCUGUGUUGACACAAAGUCUAGAAGUGCGAGGAAAAUAACUGUUGUGAGGACGUGUCCUUUAAAUAAUACAUAAAUUCACUGACUUGAUAAAUUUGCAAACAGAAUAAUGAUCACAUUUGUAAUUUCAUAUAUUUUUUCGUAACCUUAUGAGAGGCAAAAUAAAUAUUUAAUUUAUUGUAAUUGUUUUUGUAUGUCAUGAAUGUUUAAUAUAAUCAGUACUUGAACUGAAUAAUGGAAAUAAAAGAAUAUUGUUAUAAAGCUGAGAUGUACAUAUGUAUGUUUGGUAUGUUGAGGUAAAACGAGUAUGUAGUUCGUUGACUAAUUUUGUACUUAAAGCAUUACAAAUAAAUGUAAGUGAAGCGUGAA